GUGGGCUGUGGGUAGUGGGUCUAUAAGACGGCCAGUUCUCUGCUCUGAUUGCGCAAUGGGGCUUUAAGAAAUCGAAAAUGGCCGAUGGUGCAUCAGAGAUGAAUGAGUACAAGGCGGAAGGGGAUAUCAAGGGGUAUUUCCCCUCAGCCUCAACCUUGACGGGACGGAAGGCGGCAUGUACCAAGACCUCCCCGAUCCCCCUCAUCAAUGAUGGAUAUUGUUUUCCUCUCGUGGAAUCUCAACGGGAACAUCACUCGAAGCACACCCAUCAAAACCAGCAUAAAAGAUAUCGAAACCUGGAUUACCCUAAGAACAAAGCCCACAAGAAGCCCAAAAGAAUCCAGGACUCCAUGCCCAACCCAAUACCAGAAUAAGAAGCCCGCCAACGCGCCGCAUCCCCAAUCUCGCGCUCUGAGAGCCGGGGAUGAUGCAUUAUGCAACC
Mytilinidion resinicola is the source of this 442-nucleotide messenger RNA. RefSeq lists its product as uncharacterized. The coding region runs from base 78 to 374 and encodes 98 amino acids. The transcript has a single exon. Lineage: Eukaryota; Fungi; Ascomycota; Dothideomycetes; Mytilinidiales; Mytilinidiaceae. The record is from RefSeq and is a predicted model, not a curated record.